UCGAUUUUUUUACUUGUGCAAUUGUGUAAAAUCAUGUUAUGGACACUUCUGUUACAUAUUUUGGAGUAGACCCGAUGAAAGCGGCUCUUGCAUGACUAUUUACACGAAAAAAAGAAGACAGCAUUUGUUGACAAUCUGAACAAUUCGAACAAGUCUUUUUUUGCCACAUGUAUGCAUGUCGGGUAUGAAACAAACAUUUCUCGAAUGCACUGGUAACUAUCGGGCGGUCUUUUUCUGUUCCAAAUGUCAACUUGACAUGAUUACAUCAAAUAUAGGACACCGCUUGUAGUAAGCCUGUGUGUAUGUGUCGAUCAACAUGUAUGUAUUGACAUGCAUUUGAACAUGCAGAGUAUAUGGCACGGGAGCUCCGUUACACGUUGGUGAGUAAGUAAACUGUGUUAAGUUUCUACUAUUUAUCUGUAGGCUACACUGUGUCAGAAUGUCCCAUCAGCCAAUUCGGUAUUUUGAGGAUAAAGACCACGCUGAAGCGUAUGCCAGAUACCGAAUACCAUUCACCUCGGAAGUCGUGGAUUGUAUAGUCCGCUAUGUUCAAGAUGGCGGCUGUGAAUUAAACAGUGCUGUGGAUAUCGGCUGCGGUACAGGCCAUCAGAGCACCAUUCCACUUGCCCGCGUCUUCAGACACGUCAUCGGCGUUGACAUCAGCCAGGAACAGAUACGACAGACGCCACUUUUGAGCAACGUGGACUUCCGGGUCGGGCGAGGUGAAGAUAUGGCAUUCCUUGAAUCUUCUUCCGUGAAUGUUGUUUCCGUUGCAACGGCGAUACAUUGGCUUGAUCUCCCUGCUUUCUACAAGGAAGUAGAUCGGGUACUGACGCCAAGAGGGUGUUUGGCGGUGUAUUGGAUGGACAGAGAGAAAGUGGACAAUGAAGAGGCCCAAGCAGCCAUUGAGGAGUUCCAUGACUCGACGUCAGAAUACCGCGAAGAGGGAGUGAAAAGGCUCUGGGACCGGAAGGAGAUACCUGAAUGCCCGUAUGGAACAUGGCUGCAUGACACCAGCGUUAUCAUAACCAAAACCAUGACAGUCGAGGACUUGGUCCAACUCUCCUCCACAAUGACCUUCUGGCAGAAGUAUUUGGAGGCGAACCCAGGCUCCACGAAACUGACUGACUAUAGAGAAAAGCAAGUGCCUUAUCCCCUGCUAUCUGGGCUACUUCGCAGUGACAUAGAGGAAAAACAAGGAACAUCGCCAUCAGCGGAAUUCAAGUGGCCCGUCAACAUUCUGCUGUGUAGGAAACCGGGUCUUUGA
Haliotis rubra (blacklip abalone) is the source of this 1267-nucleotide messenger RNA. RefSeq names its product putative methyltransferase DDB_G0268948. The record is from RefSeq and is a predicted model, not a curated record. Gene Ontology annotation, molecular function: S-adenosylmethionine-dependent methyltransferase activity. Bases 440 to 1267 code for a protein of 275 amino acids. The transcript has 4 exons. Lineage: Eukaryota; Metazoa; Mollusca; Gastropoda; Lepetellida; Haliotidae.